AUGGAGAUGGACUACGAACAGACCCCGCCCAACUCCAGCUCGAAUCAACAGACGCCCAUUGACGACGCCAGCAUGCACACCAUCACCGCCUCUUCCAUGCAGCAACACCCACUCCAACAGCAGCCUUCAUACGAGCCACGGCCGCAGACUUCAUAUUCCGACACCGGCUUUUCAAGACCCUACACACACAGUGAAAGCGGCACGCCAGACCACCUGCAGAAUGGGAGUGGGCUGAGCAGACCGCCUUCGACCGGGGUGCAGAGUCAGUAUGGGAAUGAUGCGCAACGGCAACAAGCACAGAAGAACGCGAGUGUGGUGAUCAAGGUGGGCAUGGUGGGGGACGCACAGAUCGGGAAAACGAGUCUGAUGGUGAAGUACGUGGAGGGGAGCUGGGAUGAGGACUAUAUCCAGACGCUUGGCGUCAACUUCAUGGAAAAAACAAUCUCCAUCCGCAACACCGAAAUUACCUUCUCCAUCUGGGAUCUCGGCGGCCAGCGCGAAUUCGUCAACAUGCUGCCCCUCGUCUGCAACGACGCCGUCGCCAUCCUCUUCAUGUUUGACCUCACGCGCAAAUCCACCCUCAACAGCAUCAAAGAGUGGUACCGCCAAGGGCGCGGCUUCAACAAGACCGCCAUCCCCUUCCUGGUUGGCACCAAGUACGACCACUUUGUCAAUUUCCCUAGGGAGGAGCAGGAGGAGAUCAGUCUGCAGGCGAAGCGGUUCGCGAAGGCGAUGAAGGCGCCGUUGAUCUUUUCGAGUACUAGUCACAGUAUCAAUGUGCAGAAGAUCUUCAAGAUCGUCCUCUCAAAGGCCUUCGACCUACGCUGCACGAUCCCGGAGAUAGAGCACGUCGGCGAGCCCUUAUUGCUGUACCAAGGCAGCGGUUGA
Saxophila tyrrhenica is the source of this 888-nucleotide messenger RNA. It is a transcript of the gene TEM1, whose product is annotated as Ras GTPase tem1. The transcript has 3 exons. Gene Ontology annotation, biological process: positive regulation of mitotic division septum assembly. Gene Ontology annotation, cellular component: spindle pole body. Lineage: Eukaryota; Fungi; Ascomycota; Dothideomycetes; Mycosphaerellales; Extremaceae. The record is from RefSeq and is a predicted model, not a curated record. Bases 1 to 888 code for a protein of 295 amino acids. Gene Ontology annotation, molecular function: GTP binding; GTPase activity.